AUUCCCGGACAAAGAAAAAAACAAAAAGAGAAUAAUCAAUUUUUUUAGGUCAGAAAGAGGAAAUGGGUACUGAGGAGUUGACGACUAAUUGUACUGAUGUCGACUUUGAUCAUCAGGAUCAAUCCCCGCCCCCACAGUACUCAGAAUCAGAUGAUGAUCACUCAGAGGAGGAAGAGGAGGGUGGCGAUGAUAAUAAUAAUGAAAACUCUCCCAAGCCGCCUGUCGAGUUCUCUGAGGAUGAACUGACGCUCAUUACUAGGAUGUUUCAUCUUGUAGGAAAGAGGUGGUCUUUAAUAGCGGGGAGAAUUCCAGGAAGAAGUGCGGCUGAAAUUGAGGAGUACUGGACUUCAAGAUUUAAUUAAUUAAUUAAUUAAUU
Messenger RNA from Impatiens glandulifera, 376 nucleotides. Its product is annotated as transcription factor MYB114-like. Gene Ontology annotation, biological process: cell differentiation. The record is from RefSeq and is a predicted model, not a curated record. Gene Ontology annotation, cellular component: nucleus. The transcript is spliced from 3 exons. NCBI's taxonomy places the organism in Eukaryota, Viridiplantae, Streptophyta, Magnoliopsida, Ericales, Balsaminaceae. Bases 63 to 362 code for a protein of 99 amino acids. Gene Ontology annotation, molecular function: transcription cis-regulatory region binding.